Messenger RNA from Anopheles coluzzii, 1409 nucleotides. RefSeq lists its product as uncharacterized. Gene Ontology annotation, biological process: purine ribonucleoside salvage. Gene Ontology annotation, molecular function: adenosine kinase activity. The record is from RefSeq and is a predicted model, not a curated record. NCBI's taxonomy places the organism in Eukaryota, Metazoa, Arthropoda, Insecta, Diptera, Culicidae. Gene Ontology annotation, cellular component: cytosol; nucleus. The transcript is spliced from 4 exons. Bases 309 to 1355 code for a protein of 348 amino acids.
CCAAUUCCAUCCUCCAACCGGACCAGAGACGAUGGUGGUGCAACGGCUCUAACACGCGCACACCACGUCCGACAGUUAUUGAGAGUGGCCGCAACUUAUUAAUAGUGCUCUUCCGCUCGGUCGCUUCGGUUUAGCAGCACUUCGAAUACCGCGUGACACAGGGCAGCAGCAGCAGUCGAGUGCUUCGAGAGCGCGGCACAAACCGGCGUAUUGUUGUUUGGCUUUACCCCCUGCAUUGUUUGCUACAUUGUCGUGCUGUGCGGUCGUGUUCGAUAUCGUGAGCGCUUCCUUUUUAUAUAAUCAGAGCCAUGGAAAGUCUUAGGGAUGGUAUGCUGGUGGGACUCGGCAACCCGCUGCUGGACAUUUCGGCCGUGGUUGAGAAAGACCUGCUGAACAAAUACGAUAUGCAGCCGAACAAUGCGAUACUGGCGGAAGAGAAACACAUGCCGAUCUACCAGGAGCUGAUCGAAAAGUACCAGGCGGAGUACAUUGCCGGUGGCAGCGUGCAGAACUCGCUGCGCGUCGCGCAAUGGAUACUGCAGCGACCGCGGACGGCCAUCUUUUUCGGGUGCGUCGGGCAGGACGAGUACGCCCGCAUCCUGGAGGAGCGUGCCACGUCGAACGGGGUGAACGUGCAAUACCAACGGUCGGCCACCAGCCCGACCGGUACCUGUGCCGUGCUGGUGACCGGUACGCAGCGCAGCCUGUGCGCCAAUCUGGCCGCUGCGAACGAUUUUACGCCCGAGCAUCUGCGGAGCGACGGCAAUCGGGCGUACCUGCAGGGGGCACAGUUUUUCUACGUGUCCGGCUUUUUCUUCACGGUCAGCUUCGAAAGUGCGCUCAGCGUGGCGAAGGAGGCGGCCGCCACCGGGCGGAUGUUUAUGAUGAAUCUUAGCGCACCGUUCGUGCCACAGUUUUACAAGAACAAUCUGGAGGAGAUAUUCCCGUACGUCGAUGUGCUGUUUGGCAACGAGACGGAAGCGAUCGCGCUAGCGAAAGAGUUCAACUACGGUACGGAAGAUUUGCGCGAGAUUGGCAAACGGAUCGCCGCCCUGCCGAAAGAGAAUGGCAAGCGGAAGCGCAUCGUCAUCAUUACGCAGGGCAGCGAUCCGGUGCUGCUGAUCGAGGCCGGAACCGACACCGUGCGGGAGUUCCCGGUGCAGAAGCUAGCGCCGGAGCAGAUGGUCGACACGAACGGGGCGGGUGACGCGUUCGUCGGCGGCUUCCUGGCUCAGCUGCUGCAGAGCCGCACCGUGGACGUGUGCAUUAAGUGUGGCAUUUGGGCGGCACGGGAAAUUAUUCAGCGGUCCGGCUGCACCUUCGAAGGCGAACCGUCCUUCUGUGCUGACAAUUAAAGUGCCGAAAGCGUUUCUUUCGGGAAAGGAUUCCCGCAAGCGGUGAAGGUCAAA